This is a messenger RNA of Iphiclides podalirius (scarce swallowtail), 3021 nucleotides long. The record is from the annotation of a GenBank genome assembly. NCBI's taxonomy places the organism in Eukaryota, Metazoa, Arthropoda, Insecta, Lepidoptera, Papilionidae.
AUGGCCUCGGUGUGGAAGCGACUGCAGCGCGUCAACAAGCGCGCCGCCAAGUUCCAGUACACCGCAUCCUACCACCGGAUAGACAUAGAGACCACGCCCAAAUGGAAGCCGAACAAGCUGAGCAUCGUGUGGACGAGGCGGUCACGGCGCGUGGUCACCGAGCCCCUGGAAUGGGAGCCAUCGCUGAAGGACCCUCUCAAGGGUUCCGUUAUAUUCACCGUGCCCGAGAACCAAACGGUGACCGUCACGCUGUUCCGCGACCCGCGCACCAACGAGCUCGAGGACAAGGAUUGGACCUUCGUGCUGGAGGACGUGUCGCCGACCGGCAAGCGGCGCCGCCUGGCCGCGUGCGCCCUGGACCUCCGGCGCCACGCGUCCCUGGCCGCAGCGCAGAGGACCCUCCGCCUGCAGCUGGAGCCCGCAGCGAGGCGGCUGCGCAGCGCGUCCCUGCACCUCACGCUGCACAGCGUUCUUCUGCGUGAAGGCCACGCCACGGACGAGGAUAUGCAGUCGCUGGCGUCGCUCCUGUCGGUGAACAACAACUCGGACAUCGCCGUUCUGGAGGACCUGGACGAAGAUGACUACACGCUCUCCGAUAACUCAACGAGACAGAUGCUGGAUCUCCGCCAGCAGAUGGAGGAGAUGACCCAGAGCCUGACGAACAGCGACGUGGCCGCCACGCCGAACAGCGUGCAGAGCCUCAACUUCGACAACUCGGCGACCCCCACCGCGCCCAUCAGCCCCGACGGCGACGGCCCCCCCACGCCCACCAACCCCACCAACCCCACCAUCCCCACCAACCCCACCAACCCGCCCGACCCCGCCACCGCAGAACCUGCCUCCCACCCUGAAGCAUCCGUCACCACCAAAGCCAGGCAGGAGCCCUUCGGCCUGACGAAGGCGCCGAUCAAGCCGGAACCACCCAAGUUCACCUCCACCCCGAACAAAGCGGACGCCUCCCUGGACGACGCCGAGGCCCUGAAGGUGAUGCAGUUCAAACCGAAGACUUUCGCCAAGAAGAACCUGAAGCCGCUCGAGCUCAAGUCGAACCUGAACAGCGCCGCCCUGGACGGCCGUGACGAGGGGGAGGAAGGGGAGAGGACGCCCCUCGUGGAGCCGGAGCGGCCGCUCCCGGCGAAGGGGCUGGACAAGGACAGGACGCCGGUGCAGGACCUGCUGGAGUGGUGCCAGGCGGCGACGCGCGAGCACCGCUCGUGCCGCAUCACCAACCUCACCACCAGCUUCCGCUCGGGGCUCGCCUUCUGCGCCAUCAUCCACCGCUUCCGCCCGGACCUCAUAGACUUCUCGGGGCUGCAGCCGGACGAGGCGGAGCGCAACCUGCGCGUGGCGCUGGAGGCGAGCGCCAAGCUGGGCAUCUCGCAGGUGCUCACGGCGGCCGACGUCUGCGCCAGGCCCGCGCCCGACAAGCUGGCGAUCAUGACGUACCUGUUCCAACUGAGGGCCCACUUCACGGGCAACGAGCUGCAGGUGGAGCAGCUGGGCAACGACGAGGCGGAGUCCUCGUACCUGGUGGGCAGGCACGACACGGACGGCGGGCUGCCGCGGGACCUCUUCAGCCGCGAGGUCAGCGCCAGGCGCUCCAGGAGGGCCGCGCCGCCCGAGGGCCUGGGCCGCAUGCUGUCCCCGGCGCGCGAGCCCAGCGCGCGCUGGUUCGCCGAGCCGCCCGGGGCCGCAGAGCCGAUACCCGCUCGGCCGGAGAAGCUGAUGACCAGGAAGGAGCUGACGGAUCCCUUCGGCUCAGAUGAGGAAGAGGAGACCACUCCACCAGUCCAGACCCACGAGGGGGCCAACCAUCUGCAAGAGAACGGGAAGGCGGACUCGAGGCCGACCAUGGAGCCCGUGACGAGCGAUCCUCUGUCCGCCCUCUGCCCGGAACCGAACCCGAGACCUCCCCCGACCCAGCAAGAGCAGGUGGCGCAGUCCCCGCCGGAACCGGAACUGCCCAAGCCGACGCCGCAACUGCUCUCGCGUCAUGACGAGCUCAAAGAGCGAGCGAGACAGCUGCUCGAGGCGACCAAACGGGAGGCGAGGGAGAAAGAGAAGAAUAGACGCCAGAGCUCGAAGGAUUCUGACGAGGGGAUGAAAACGGAGGCCGUAAACGGACUUAGGAACGGCGAAUUGAGCCCCAGUAAAAAGCCAAUGACGGAGGAAGAGAGACAGGCGAUGCUGCGGGAGCGAGCGAGGAAGUUGAUUGCGGACGCUAGAGCUGGAUUAGUGAGUCCGACGUCGCCGCUGUCCCCAUCCCGCAACAGAGGCACCGUCGAGAUCAUCAGCAAGCAGUCCGUGAUGGAGGAGCUAGCGGCAGCCGGUGGCGUGGAGCAGUUGGAGGCGAUGGUGUCGAGAGCGGACACCCCCCCUAGUCCUGGCUCCAGGAGUUUCGGCAGCGUGGACCGAUCUGUAACCGCAGAGGAGCGGGCGGGCGAGCGCAGCGUGCGCAGCGCCUCUCCGGGCGCGCGCCGCUCGCCGCUGCACUCCUUCUCCGCGCUCGUCGACCGCCUGGCGCCGGACCGCGACGAGGGCAAGGAGAGCGGGUCGUACAUCGCGAGCGAGCUGGAGGCGCUGGAGAGGGAGCAGAGCGCGGUGGACGAGAGGGCGGCCGCGCUCGAGAAGCAGCUGCGCCGCGUCAUGGAGUCGGCGGACAACACGGAGGAAGAGGACAGGCUGAUGUCGCAAUGGUUCCACCUGGUGAACAAGAAGAACGCGCUGCUCCGUCGCCAGAUGCAGCUUAACAUACUGGAGCAGGAGGAGGACCUGAGCCGGCGCUGCGAGCUGCUGGCGCGCGAGCUGCGCCUCUCGCUGGCGGUGGACGAGUGGCGCAAGACGCCCGGCCAGAAGCGCAGGGAGCGGCUGCUGCUGCAGGAGUUGCUCUCGGCCGUCAACGAGAGGGACAGGCUCGUCCAGGAGAUGGACGAGCAGGAGAAAGCGAUAGCGGAAGACGACGAGAUCGAGAGGAACCUGUCCAACGUCGAGAUACAAAGGAAGAACAACUGUAUACUGCAG